AUGCCGAAGCUUUGCAGCGGCUUCUAUGCGCGCUUGCCUUGCUUCUUCUCGCCUACAAAGAUCGGCAAGGCUGCAUGGACAAAUUCAGGGGACAAGUGCCUCUUUUGCGAUGAUGCCAAGAUGAGCAAAGCUUGCAAUACCAUCAAAGGCCGUGGCAGCGUCACGCGGUCAUUGAAAGCUUUCCGGGCCCACUACGAGGAGCACAACUACGUCUACAACGCUGCCAUGAUGCGGGUCCCGGACGAGUGGCGUGAGAAGUUUCACGAGGAGGCCUUGAAGAGCAAGCGCGGACAGCCGCGGCAGCCGCGUCAACAUCGCAGUGCGCCUGCGGCCGCACAGGGGGAGAAGGUGGGCGAGCUGUGGACGGCGGUCUUGCAGCACCGCAAACGGGCCUUCAAGAACUUAGGCAGCACGGAGGUGACGGCCUACAAGAAGCGCCGCACUGCCGACCGGAAGCGCGUGGCGAAGAAGUUCUUCGUGAACAACCAGCUGCCUGUGCCCGAGGCCACGGACAUCGCCACGAAUGACGCAGGCUUGCCGGCCGCCAGCUCGAGCGACCGCGCGGCCUUUGUGGAGCACUGGUGCAAGUUCGGGUCCUGGGGCAUCUGCCGCACCUGUCACUCCUUGCAGCCGCGUCCCUUGGAGCCUAUCGACGCCCGGCGCGUUGCCCAGGCAGAGAUUACCUCCAACGCUUGCAAGCAGUGCAAAGGCAAGAAGUGGGUCCCCCAGCCGGACGAGAUCCCAGACCGCCUCCGCAAGCUCACCCUGAAGAUGGCCAAGGUGCUGCGGCCGUUGGACAUUGACGUGGGUCGGAUGAAGAAAGCCAACAACGGCUACCGCAUCAAAUCGGCUAUGACGCGCCUCAGCUGGAGCAAGCUCUCGGUGACAGACAAGAUCGCCCAGGUACGCACCAGGAGCAAGCGCAAGAAGUUGGAGAAGGCCUACGAGUACCUCAUGUCCAAGGAGGCGGACAGCACCUACGGGGACCUUGUCAAGAUGCACAACAAGUUCCUGCGCAAGCACCCGGACCCCAGCGAUGAAGCUUGCCGCAGGCCGUUGCAAUUCAUUGAGACAGCAGGUCUGGAGUGCGCCCUCUGGCCGACCUUGUACUGGUGCACCGAGAUGUGCGAGACCGUCGAGCGGGCCACUGAUGUGAGGCGCCUUCAGCGGCAGGGCAACCAGGCAGUGCUCAACGACGACAGCGACGAGGAGACGCCGGGUGAGCGCCACAGCAUCAAGCGCAGCUUCCUGAGGAAGGUUUUGAGCCCGAUCAUCGGGUACAGCCAGGACUUCGAGCUCCUCCAGUUCGUCUACGACUUAACGAUGUGGUCCCGCAUCGGCGGCGGCAAGAAUGCCUGCGCUAGCUUGCCGCUGCGCCUGGUCCUGAAGGGGGAGACGUUUUCACCGCUCUACUGGAAGACCAAGCAUCAGGCCCUCAUCGACAUGCAGCGCCAGUGCGGCUUUCCGGCGCUCUUCAAGACCAUGGCGCCCUGGGAGUUCAGCUUUCCAUACCACGCCUUUGUCCUUGAUGAGAUGGCGAAGUGUGGCCGUGGUCGCAUGCAGUCUGCAGGAUUGGAAACCUUGCACACCGCCCACGUCUUCACCGAGCUGAACCGGGGCCUCUACAGCGGCGCCAACAAGAAGGGGAAGGACGACGGCUGGAAGGAUCACAUCUUGGCUGCAGAGGAUGGCCAGGUCAAGACCGUGGUCAACUACUUUCAGCGCUUGGAGUUCCAGGACGGCAAGCGCAAGCUCCCCACCCAGGACUACCACGGCAGCGGACGAGUUCAUGUCCACAGCCUAGAUUACCUGCAGCACGUGGAGGCGAUCGGCUUGGAGCACAAGUUCUCUGCCACGGUGCCCGGCGAGGACGAACCCGCGCUGCGGGGCUACAUGCUCGGCAGACCUCAUGGCCGCAGUGACAGCGGGUGGCCUGUGGAGGACGGGCCCUCCAGAUACGACGCCGAGGUUGGCAUUGUGAAGCUGCACCACACACAGGCGGACAAGGAGCAGGGGCACAGGGCCUACUUCAAGGAGACCUUGGAGGUGACCAAAUGCCAUCAAGAUGUGCUGCAUGGCAAUGGCCAGGGUUUGCUGUUGAAGUACGUGGCGACGUACACGCCCAAAUUCUCCGACAGCUUUGCCCGCGAGUGGCUCAAUGAUGAAGCUUCUGCCUUCUCGGUCGCUCGCCGCGUGCUCUUCGACUACCAGCCGGCCGAGCCGGAGAUGUGGCUGUAUCUGUUUGCGCAGCAGUUCCCACCCUGUCGCUAUGGGGGCACCAUGUGUCCACUGCUGGCGCCCUGGCCUGGGAUGGAAGUCAAGCCCAAGCUGAUCGAGGCCUACGAGACCUGCGACUGGCGGAGCGAGGAGAUGAGCUUCCUGGAGUUCUGUCGGAAAAGCAACAAAGAGGGCGCCAUCGCGCAGUGGGUGCAGCGGCUCCACAAGGCCUCCGGCAGCGACAACGUCCCCCUCAAGGUCUUUGCCAACGCCUGUCCCAUGAAGGGCGAGAAGCUGGUGGCCUGCGACACCCUGUCCAUCUUCAACGACCGUUGGUUUGGCCAGUGGCUUGCUUUGCGGAAGCCUUUCCGCAAACUGGAGGACUUGCUUGACAGCACCAUCACUGACAAGGUCCCGGUUCAGUACAUGCACUUCGCCAACACCACCCAGCAGUGCCCAGACUAUUGGGAAGAUGAGAGCAGCAUCCGCGCAGACCUGGAGCUCGAGGCCGUGGGCAACAGCAAAGCGGAGACCUUCGUGGCCAUGGUCCGGGCCCACCGGGCCUUGGUGGAGCGCUUCCUUGCCGGCGACUUGGACAAGAAUGACGAUGCUGGGGUGCAGGUUGCCAUGGUGGACCUGGGCUUGAUCGAGGGCGAGGAGGACCCCAUGUUUGCUGGCAUGGAGCUCAAUCGUGGCCAGAAGCGCUUGGAGAAGGCCCUCUACACGCAACUGGAUCGUGCCAAGCGCGGGCGCCUCGCUGCGAAUGACAAAGAGUGGGAGGAGGUCGUAGAAGAGGCCCAUACCAAGGCUAAGCCCCUCUUCGUGACUGGCCCGCCCGGCACCGGUAAGAGCACCGUGGUGGACAAGUGCGUCCGCAAGUGCCUGCGUGAAGGAGGCCGCGUGCUCUAUGCCUUGCCCACAGCACAGCAGGCCUCCCGUGUGCGGGCAAAGCAUCCGGAGGCAGAUGUUGACACCUGUUCCGGAGCCUUCUUCCUCUACCGAGAUGCUAUUGAGGUGAUGGACUGCUUGACGCAGUACGACAUGGUGGCCGUGGACGAGGUCUCCCAGCUGUCGCAGUCCGACUUUGAGCGCAUCAUCCAGAUGUGGGAGAUGGCCGACAAGGUGCCGGCCCUGGUCUUUGCGGGCGAUUUCUGGCAGUUGCCCGGCAUCGGCAAGAAGGGCGAGGAGCCCACCAAGGCCACGGACAGCCCGCGCUGGAGCAUGGUUUACCAAAUCGACUUGCAUCAGAUGUGGCGCUGCAAGGACAACGUCCUGAAGGAGAAGCUGCAGCCCCUGCGCACCGCCAAGCCCAGCAGGUCCCAGUUGACAAACAUAUGCCGCGGCCACAAGGCUUGGUCCGGUCAUCACGAGCCGACAGCCUGGGACCUGCAGCAGCUUUACCGGAGCCAUCCUCACACCACCAUCGCCACUUGCACCCGCUGGGCAGCAGCCAAAGUGAACGACUUGGCCAUCUUCGUGCUCUACGCCACUCGCAAGAAGCGCAAGCUGGAAACCGUGCCGGUUGACUGGGAAGCCAACCCUGACAACUACGACCAGGACAACAAGAACCAGCUGAUCACGGGCACGCCGCCGAAGGCAUUGGAGAUGCCGCUCUACAAGGGCAUGCGGCUGCACAUCACGCGCAAUGUCAACAAGGAGGCCGACUUCAUUAACGGGAUGGAGGCAACCGUCGAGGCCUAUGAUGCAGCAUCCAAGUGCAUCCAUGCUGUGACGAAGACUGGGCGCCACCUCGCUAUCUAUCCCUUGACGGACUACGUGGAGGACUGCGGCUACGUCACUGCCUAUCCCUUGCGCCCAGGCUAUGCCAGCACCGUGCACAAGCUGCAGGGCGCAGAGCUGGAGCACAUCACCAUCUGGCUGGACCGCCGAGGCGCCAAGGCCGCCGCCUACGUGGCCAUGAGCCGGGUGCAGCACGACACGGACUACCUCCUUGGUGGCAAGCUGCAUCGCGAUCACUUCACCCCGGCCAUGUGA
Messenger RNA from Cladocopium goreaui, 4212 nucleotides. The record is from the annotation of a GenBank genome assembly. Lineage: Eukaryota; Dinophyceae; Suessiales; Symbiodiniaceae.